GAGAGAGAGGGAGAGUUGUGUUGGUAAACGGAGUCUCUCCCAUCCCAGCCAAAUUCCCGUUCUCAGUCUGAGUGAAGAAGUGAUUGAGGAGGGUAGUGUGUCCGCACUGCAGCUCCUUAUCUUGGUGACGCGUGCGACAAUAUUUUUCCCUCGAUGUUUGUGGUGUGCUCAAAAUUGGGAAUAAUGUAGAGGGCCAUUGCUUGUGUUUACUCAAGACGUCAUUGCAUUUUGUAGCCCCCCACAGGCUAUUUGCAAAAUAUUAUUCGUGGCCGUUGAAAUAGGAGGUUUUAAUAAAACAGCGAAGCCUAAGUUGAUAGGCCGAGAAUUGUUUAUAGGCUCUCCUGUGGCACCUUCGGUCGGGCGCGUUUCGGGAUGAAGGCUCAUCAUUGAUAAUUUUCAGCAGGGAUUAAGUCGAGGCUGACAGGUGAAGAUGGACUUUAUAAUCCAGAAGGUGAACGGCAUCGACGUGAGCGGCCUAAGUCACUCGGAUGCCGUGCAGGUGUUUCAGGAUGCCCAGGAACCCAUCAUGGUGCAGGUGUUAAGGCGCCCGCAGAACACCUCAUCAUCAGCCUCCUCCUCGUCGACUACGACCACGACCACGACCACCUCCACCUCCACCUCGACGGAGGGCGUCCUCCAUCCUCCCGCAGCUGCUGCUGCUGCUGUUUCUGCUGCUACAGCAGGAGCGUCAGCGAGUGCCCCUACCGCUCCUCCUCCUCCCCCUCCUCCUCCCCCUCCUCCGUCCCAGGCCGCCGGUGCUUCUUGCGCCUCCUCCUCCUCCUCCAUCCCCUCCUCCUCGAAGCCGGAGCAGGAGGAUGAGAGGAGGAAGGCGGCGAGAGGAGCCGAGAAGGAAUCCGCAGAGGGCGUCGAAGGGACCACCGAGGAGGCGGCGGCCGCUUCCUGUAUGUGCAAUGGCGUCACGACGGGAACCCAAACAGAGCAGAUCUCCCUGAUGGGCGUAGGAAAAUGGGAAGUGGCCGCCUCCGAGUGGAUGGGCGGGAUGGGCGGGGGGAGCGACUCGGAUUCCGGAGAGGGGGACUACGUCUUCCCAGGGGACCUGCCCCAGUCUCUGUCACAGUACCUCGAACACGAAAUAGAUAUAGAGGAAAUAGUGCUUGAGCGGACGUCCCCAGAGGAGAAACUAGGCCUAACGCUGUACUACAGCACCGCCCCAGCCCCUCCGCCGACCCACAUGGCGGACCAAGACGAAGGCCUGGACGUAGCCGAGGACGAGGGCGUCUGUGGGGAGGACUACAAGGGCGUGGUGACCGAGGUGCUGGUCUCGCAGAUCGAGCAAGGGACUGUCGCUAGUAGGGAUGGAAGACUCAGGAUAGGGGAUCAAAUUCUUCAGAUCAAUGGUGUAGAACUGACGACGAAAGCUCAAACUGAAGAACUUUUUGCUGGCUGUGGUACAAAAGUUAGUCUUCUGGUAUCCCGGACCCAGUAUUAUGAUGAGGAUGACCUCGUAGAAGGUGAGGUUUUAGAAGAUGUCGUGGAAGAAGAUGAAGAUGUGGAACUUCUUGAUGCUAAUUCAGAGUUCCAUACCAGUAGAGAUGUUUUUUCCUAUUCCUCCAGAUCUCCCGCAUUAUCCAUGCAGAGUAGCAGUAGUAUCAUCAAGAAGCCCAUUUUAGAAGAGGCACAAGAGACCACAAGAUCUUCAUCACCAUCCUCAUCUUCAUCCUGUGAAAGGAAACCAGCAAAGAAGUGCUCGUCAGCAUCAUCAACUUCCUCCAAGGGUUCUCAAGGGAAAAGUAGCAGCAUUUGCUGUUCAACGAUAGACAGAGAGAUGCAUGCUCUUGAUGCUCAAAUGGCUGAUCUGGCCCACCAGUGUGAGCAGUUGGAGGCUAACCACAAGAGUGACCAAAGAGUUCAGGAAACACACCAGAAGCAGACAUACCAAAAACAGCAGCAGAGAGGAGUUGAAAAGGGUUCCUUCUGCAGGCCGCCUGCAAAAACACCACUGCCUGUGGGUUCUGAAUCUGACCAUAUAUAUGAGUCCAUUCCAGAUGUUGUGGAAUCCGACGAACCCAUCUACUGUGUGCCAUAUGAGCCUGGUCGGACGUCUCGUCGUAGUCAGCAACCUUCCCCAUCGACAGUCUCGCCCUCAAAACGUCAUCACCAAAAGAUGCCCACACAUCAACCUCAACUCCAGCACUUAAGUAGUAGUCGUAAUACCCGAGGUAGUGGGACGAGUAGUAGCAGUACUGGUAGUAUCAGAGAGCAUCACUUAGAAGAGAAGCAGCAGUCAGUGGAGAAGUGGGUGAAAGAAAAUCCUCAGCCAUGUUCUCCUUCAUCAAAUAAGUCCUCACCUCCUGUUAGUAAUUCUGUGAAACGUCCUGAUGUGCCCCAGGAGGAAAGGGACUCAUCCUCUGCCUAUAACACAGGGGACUCAACGGGAAGUAAUCAUAGACCAGCAUUAGAACUUAGUUUGGUACAGGAUCCAAAACUUAGGCAGUCCACCCUUACACUUUGUCCUCCAACUCAUGAUCAAUCACUCCAAGUAAGUCUAGAAUCUGACACAUACUCCGCCAUAUCAUGUGAUAGUUGUCGCAGGUGUAUGCGACUACCUCCAAUCCAUGCAGCUCAUGCUUUUAGAGCAAGUGGUCAUAGCCCAGAAACAAGUCAUCACAAUAGUUCAAGUAAUCAUAAGGCCAGCCAACCAGACUGUGAAAGUCACCGUAACUAUGUUACCUUUUUACCUGCUCAAACAAUGUACACAAAUGCUGCCAACUUGCAGCAAACAAUAUGGUUACAACAGCAGUUAUUUAGACAAGCAUUGCACAAAGGAAGCAACACUGCACCCACAACACCAACAGGACCAACCUCGGGUCUUCCACCGAAAGUGCCACCCAAACCCUCUUCUGAUCAGCCUGUGAAGAUGGAAUGGAAGGUGAAAAUAAGGGCCGAUGGUACUCGUUAUAUAACUCGUCGCCCUGUCAGAAGCAAAAUGCUAAAGGAAAGGGCAUUGAGAAUCAACGAAGAAAGAGCUGGUCUCACCACAGAUGAUGAUGCCAUGUCAGAAAUGAAGUUGGGUCGUUACUGGAGUCGAGAGGAGCGUAAACGUCACUUGGAAAAAGAGCGCGAGCGGAGGCGGCGUCACGAGUUGCUCAGACGCCAACAUCAGCAACAAGUUCCACACACUGGGGAGGAACCUCCUCCAGCACUUAGGACUUGCACACUGGAGAAUGGUGUCCAUCAAGCCCUUUGGAGGGAUCACUCUAUGAGAAGGAAGACUUCUACAGCAGAAAGUAGCCACAGAAAAAAUUCAUCUCUCUCUUCUCGGAAGAGAGAUGAUGAAGCUCAUCAUGGGAUGAGGAACCCUGCUCACCCCGCCAAUCCCCCUCUCCCUCAUCAAGCAAACCAGCAGAUAGCAAAAGGCCUCCUUUCAGUCACCACAGUCUGAAAUGACUGAUAAACUUGCUCUUAGCAGACCUCUAAUAAAAGACUAAACACUAUCUCAUAGAUGCGACUCCCACCAUUGUCAGCCCACUGCCGCACAGUGAUUAUCAUUGAUCAUAAUCAUUGUUGACAUAUGUGAUUUAAUCCGUUUGACGCUAGUAUGACGUGGUUGCGAGUAUCUGCUUUUGUAAUUCUUCCAUAUCAUGUCUGUAGCCAGUGUUUCACAAUUAGUCUCAAGGUUUAUGUUUGUAUCAAUGAACUACAGUGUAUCGUAAAAAAUAUUCAAUAUUUUUUUAUUAUAAAAUCUUUAAGAUUAAUUUCACGUCUUGAUGCAGUUAUGGAGCUCGGUUUGCUUUUUGUUAAUUUGAAAUACAAGAAUGAAUGGUUAUCAAUUCUCUUUGAACUUAUUUACCAAAGAUGUAAAUGUGAUUGUAUUAUAUAUGUAUAUAUUUAUGUAUAUGUAGUAUAUGCGUGUACAUAUAUAUAAUUACAUAGAUAUGUACAUAUAAAGAAAUUUGCAAUAAGUAUGAUUUACCAUUAAUCACAUAAGUAGUGAAUUAGCACAAUUUUGGCAUGUGUAAUUUUCACAUAAACAUUAUUGGAAGUGAUAAAAAUGCUUUCAGUUGCAUGCGCAAGUGAAACAUCACAUAUAUCUUAUUGCAUAUUUUUAUAGCCAAGAAAUAUCUUUGUGCAUUUAUGCCAAAUGAACAACAUAACUCGAUUGAUUUCUGCACUGUUCUACGACCACAGAACAGUCUAUUUCCGUGAAUAAUCAGCUUUGCACCAGCGGUGUCUCGAGUGACGCAGGGCAAUCAUUAAUAUCUGUGAAUCAUCCUCUCACACCUACGGUGUCUCAAGUGCAUCACGUUUGCUGGAAACGCCACCGACAGCGAUUGGAUAUUAUUAUGUAGAUGUUGUGCAUAUUUGUAUAGACUGCUCAUCAGACUCGUCCAUUACUUUUAUACACUUUUGUGAAUGUCACAAUCUCUCAUCGUUGCUAUGAUAACUCUUAGUCAGCUGCCAGCCAAAAUCAAAAUUGAACAUUUUUAUGAGUGAUAUGAUUUAUUUCCUAUAAUUUUGUGGGCUUUAGAAAUCCAAACUACAUGUAUGCAAGAUUGAAACAUAAACUCGGAUAUGUCCACUUGUACAAAUCCCAAAAAAUACCCCUAGUCUUCUUGCUCUUUUUUCCUUUUUUUUAUUUCAUUCUUAAUUUUAACAAUUGUGUUCCCGUAUUGAUGUAAAUUUGUGUAUAGAGAUAUAAAUGCUUUAUAUUGAAUAUGGCUAUUCAAAAUAUGUUAUGCUUUAAAAUAAAAAAAAAAAUAUGUA
Macrobrachium nipponense is the source of this 4725-nucleotide messenger RNA. It is a transcript of the gene Slip1, whose product is annotated as E3 ubiquitin-protein ligase PDZRN3-B-like. Lineage: Eukaryota; Metazoa; Arthropoda; Malacostraca; Decapoda; Palaemonidae. Bases 431 to 3403 code for a protein of 990 amino acids. The record is from RefSeq and is a predicted model, not a curated record. Gene Ontology annotation, molecular function: protein binding. The transcript has 10 exons.